AUGUAUGCUUUCGAAAAGAAGCUGGCUACUUUGGACAAGAUGACGGAGUCGUCGAAAGUUGUUAUCCAGCAACUCGAAGUGGAGUUGGUGAAACAACAGAAUAAGUUGAAGGAAAUCGAGUCGGCACUUGAGAAGUCUUCCCAGGUGAAAGUCGUCGAAGCAGAGGAUCCCGCGGAAGCUAAGGAACGUCGACGAUCGGUUGUGCUGCUGAACGUCCCCGAAUCUAAAUCUUACUUCCAGCAUGAAAGAAAUCUUCUAGAUGUCACCUCGAUCAAUCUCCUGUUUCGUCAUCUUAAUCUAGGUUGUCAACCAGUGGCACUUUACCGAAUGGGAAAAGAACGAACUGAUGGGAAACCGCGUCUCCUCAAGUUAGUUUUGCCGAGCAGUCAAAUGCAAAGAGAGUUGCUGAAAGUAGCUCCUCAGCUCAAGUCUUUUGAUACGAGAGGGCAUCCACCGGUCUAUGUCCGCAGAAGUAUGAGCAAACUGGAGCUAGAAGCGUUUCGUGAGGAAAGAAAGAAAACUAAACAGUCGCAAGAUAUCCCACGUGUUGCUAAUUCCGAAGAAAUGAUAAUUGACCCCCCUGCUAGUUCUCCUGUUAUCGUGACCCCAGCCCCAAAAAACUAA
Messenger RNA from Caenorhabditis remanei, 624 nucleotides. RefSeq lists its product as uncharacterized. The coding region runs from base 1 to 624 and encodes 207 amino acids. Lineage: Eukaryota; Metazoa; Nematoda; Chromadorea; Rhabditida; Rhabditidae. The record is from RefSeq and is a predicted model, not a curated record. The transcript has a single exon.